AUGAACAUUGUUUUAAAUUACAUGAUAUCAAAAUGGACAAUAUAAAACUGUUUUUGUCACUCGUUUGAUAUAAGAUUUCUGUCACUGUGAACUCUGACAUUAACUUUUUUGCAUCUAUAACGUAUAUAUUAAAAAUAACCUAACCUAACGUAAUAAUAUAAUUAGAACAAUUUGCUUUGCGAUAUAAAAUAUUUUUUUGAAUCUAAAUUAAUUUAAAAGUCAUUUCGAUAAUUUAAAGGAUUUUAAAGACUUUAAAAGAUAAGUGACAAGAUUUAUGACUGCCAUGGCGAGGAUCACUAGGAAAGCUCUAGAUAUUGCAUUAGUUUCUCUGAGAACAGUUACACCAGUCGUUUCGAAGUGGUGGAUGAAUGCGAAAAUCAGCAACAAGCAAAGCACUGAAACCAGCCCUGGGUAUUGCAUGGCAAUAUGCAAAAACUGAAGUUGUACCACCAUUGACAGUUAAUUUCUUUAACGGACCUUCAGGAAAGAAACUCGAAGAAGUUGCAAGUAAACUCGCUGACAGUGUAAUAAGAAAUAUAGAUAAUGUAAUAAAGGAUAUCGAGGCAGAAAAGGCAAGAGAAAUAAAACGUAAAAUAGCCGAAGCUAAGGCUGCUCAGGAAAAAAUGAAGGCGGAAGCUGAGAGAAAAGCUGAAGAAGCUAGAAAAAAAGAGGAGGAAAAGUUAGCUAAAGAAGCUAAAGCUAAGCAAAAUGAAGCAGCUAAGAAGGUUGAAAUUGAAAAGCCAGCAACCAAACCGGAACCUAAACCUAAACCAGCGAGGAAACCCAAAAAAAGGUCGCCUAAAAAAUCCAAAUAGGUCUUAAACUCUUAAAACUUUUGUUACGAUUAAGUAAACGUUUGUGUUUGGUUUUAUUUAUUUUUAUUUAUAUUAUCUUGAUAGAAAAAAAAAACAACUUCUAAUAGAAAAUGUAUUAAGACAGUUUUUAAAAUCUUCAACACACAGUUAUCUCAAUUUACUUACACAUCUUUAAAUGGUCUUGUCCAAUUGAACGUUUUAUUUGCCUGCUUUCUUGUCUGCUAUAACCUAAUGUAAAAUUUUAGCAUGAAGGUGUAAAAAUAAUUAUACACGACUUUUAAUUAUGUACUUACUUUUGAAAUAAAUUUAUAUAGGUAUUCGUACAAGUUAUUGGCAAAAAAAGAUAUCAAAAGUAAUGAAAUUUCUAUGUGAUCAUCGACUCUAAUAUAUUCGUCGAGACUUUCUCAGAGACUUUUGUCUAACCUAUAAAAGCAUCUUACAUAUAUAUGUAUUCUAAACAAUCUUUAGAAUUUUACAAAAAAAAAUUAAUUUAAAAUAAAACGCUCUAAAAAGUAAUUAGUUUCUUCAUCGUUAGUAAUUAAACGAACUCGGACUGUUUCGGCACUCUCAGUUUUCCUCCAAUUUCAUGUAAAUCUCUAUGCAUAAAUUAUUGAAAUAAUAGUUUGUAUAAACAAGAUAUGUCCGAUUCUAAACAAAAAAUUGGAUUAAAAAAAAAUUGAGAAUAAUAAGAAGUAUUAGCACAUUCAUACC
This is a messenger RNA of Danaus plexippus (monarch butterfly), 1526 nucleotides long. RefSeq names its product histone H1, gonadal-like. The record is from RefSeq and is a predicted model, not a curated record. NCBI's taxonomy places the organism in Eukaryota, Metazoa, Arthropoda, Insecta, Lepidoptera, Nymphalidae. The transcript is spliced from 3 exons. The coding region runs from base 369 to 815 and encodes 148 amino acids.